AUGAAUAAUACUGCAGCCAGCCCAAUGUCUACUGCCACUUCAAGUAGUGGAAGAAGUACAGGAAAGUCUGCAAGCUUUGCCUCAGAAUUGCAGAGUAUGAUGUUUUCUUUAGGUGAUUCUAGGAAGCCUCUUCAUGAAACAGCAGUUUUGGUAGAAGAUGUGGUACACACUCAGUUAAUUAAUCUGAUACACCAAGCUGCUGAAGUUUCUCAGCUCCGGGGAGCAAGGGUAAUAUCUCCUGAAGAUCUUCUGUUUUUGAUGCGCAAAGAUAAGAAAAAACUUAGAAGACUGUUAAAAUACAUGUUUUUCCGAGACUACAAAUCAAAGAUUGUCAAAGGCAUAGACGAGGAUGAUCUUCUUGAAGACAAAUUGAGUGGCAGUAAUAAUGCAAACAAAAGACAGAAAACUGCACAGGACUUUCUCAACUCUAUUGACCAAACGGGAGAACUCUUGGCGAUGUUUGAAGAUGAUGAAAUUGAUGAAGUUAAACAAGAAAGAAUGGAGAGAGCAGAAAGACAAACUCGAAUUAUGGAUUCAGCCCAAUAUGCAGAAUUCUGUGAAAGUCGACAAUUGAGUUUCUCCAAAAAAGCCUCCAAAUUUCGAGACUGGUUGGACUGUAGCAGUAUGGAGAUAAAACCCAAUGUUAUCGCUAUGGAAAUUUUGGCAUAUUUAGCAUAUGAAACUGUGGCACAGUUAGUGGAUCUGGCUCUACUUGUGAGGCAGGACAUGGGAACCAAGGCAGGAGACCCGUUCGGCCACGCCAUUUCGGCCGCCUUCAUUCAGUAUCACAGCUCUGCCGAGGGAUCUUGCAUGAAGUCCUACCCAGACUCCCCUGAGAAUACACCUCCUCCUACACCAACAGCUCCAUCCUCUGGACCACAGCAUGCAGGGAAAGCCACAGCAGGAUCCCUCGGGAAUGGGAGUGCUGGACAAGACUCAGCAAAAACCAAGCAAAGGAAAAGAAAAAAGAGCACUGCGGCCUGUGGUGUUGAGGCUCACAGCGAUGCCAUCCAGCCCUGCCACAUCAGAGAGGCCAUUCGGCGCUACGGCCACAAGAUUGGCCCCCUUUCCCCAUUCACAAGUGCCUACCGCAGGAACGGGAUGGCUUUCCUGGCCUGCUGACGUGGCUGGGCCUGGACCGCAGGAAAGGCGAUGCUCUGUGAAGGUGAUGUCUGUUCCCCCGUGUGGACAAAGUAAAGCACACGUUGACCUUCUCUGCACCCUCAGGAGUGGGCUGGUUUGUUGUGACUGUUGAGGGGCUGACUCCAGCCCUUCCCCAGCCCCCUCAACGCCUAGUCUUGUUUACUGGAUGGGCCGUUGGCUAAUUAAUGGCAGGAUGUUUGGGAGAGUGUGUAGGUGGACAAGAAUGCGGAUCACACAAUUUUGAAAUUUUAAUUUGGAAUGGAUUUACUGCCCUCAGCUCACAUAUCUUAAAAGCAGUGUCUUUUUUUUUUUCAGUGUUUAGUCUAUGUUUUACUUGAUGCAUUUAGUAAUCCAAGUUUGGGACAAAGGAAACAAAAUUAAAAGGACAGUCAGCUUUCCCCUUGCACUUUACUUUCCAACUUUGUUGACUACAUCCACGGGGACUUUAGAGACAAAUGUCUAUUUUAUAAACUCACAGGAAUCAAAGAUCGAGGGGACCUGAUGAACUCUGUUCCCGUCCUCGCCUCCCUGCUCCCACUUACAGUGUAUGUCAUGUUCGUGCCUUCCUCCCAGCUCUCUGCAUAUCUGCCUGGCGUGUGUUUUUCCGCAUCCAGACCCUCUCCCCUCCGUCAGCUCUCUCCUUCCCUGUCCCCGUCGUCCCAGGCCUCCCAGGCCGCCGCUCUCACACGCACCCUCCCCUUCAGGAGCAGAGUGGUCAGAGUCUUCGCAGGGGAGCGAGGAGGUGCUCUCCCAGCACCGCCACCCUGAGGCUGUGCAUGUGGACAGGAAGUUCCGGUAGCAGCUGAGCUACCCUCUGGCAUCUAUACUUUCUCCAGUAAGCGAGGAACUGGCACCCUCGGGAACAAAUCAAAAUAGAGCAGACGUAAUUGUCUGGUUCCUGAUUAGACUUGAAUUGCAAAAGAACACAGGAAGUUAUUCCUUUAAAUUCGUAGGAGUUGGUGUAAUUUUACUUUUAUCAUGGCUUUUACUCACACUGAGACAGCCUUUGUAAAGAAUUAAUAGAAACAGAAAUGAGAAACAUGAAAGGUUUCAUCUGGUGACCAAAAUCAUUGUGCAGCCCAGUUAGUAUGAUUGGGCCACGUUAUUCCCGUUUGUCAACUAUCACUUACCUGCUCUAUGUUAGUCCUUCUGGAAAAAAUCUUUAUGUCAAGGACAGAAAGUGCAGAUAUAUAAUAUCAGAAAUUUCCAAAGGGUUUUGAUGUUCCAUCUGUGUUGUUAAAAUGUAUGAUUAAACUUUUCUUUUUAUCAUCA
Myotis lucifugus (little brown bat) is the source of this 2415-nucleotide messenger RNA. It is a transcript of the gene SUPT3H, whose product is annotated as SPT3 homolog, SAGA and STAGA complex component. NCBI's taxonomy places the organism in Eukaryota, Metazoa, Chordata, Mammalia, Chiroptera, Vespertilionidae. Gene Ontology annotation, biological process: transcription by RNA polymerase II. The record is from RefSeq and is a predicted model, not a curated record. Gene Ontology annotation, molecular function: transcription coactivator activity; protein heterodimerization activity. The coding region runs from base 1 to 1122 and encodes 373 amino acids. The transcript has 11 exons.